AUGGACCGAGUCCGACUGAAGGAGAUGGGUGUUACUCACAUCCUGAACACUGCGGCUGUAAAGAUGAGCCUGAAGGUGCUGUUAGGAAUGCCAAGCAAGGAAGAUCUGCUAGGAAAGGUCAAUACUGGGGCCAAAUAUUACAAAGGCAUGAACAUCACUUACUACGGUGUGCCAGUAAUGGACGACCACUUGUUUGACAUUAGCAAGUACUUCUUGCCAGCUGCCAAAUUCAUCCACAAGGCCCUCAGUAACCCAGAGAUUCAGCAGAGAAGAUCAGAAGCAGAGCCCAGCUAUGUGUCUAUGAAGAGUGACGCGUCUAUGGUUCAGCCAGUAAAGUUUAAGAGUGGAGAUACACGGCCUGGUCUCAGUUCAGUUCAUCAGAAGAGAUCAGAUGCAGAGCCCAGUCAUGUGUCUAUGAAGAGUGACGCGUCUAUGGUUCAGCCAGUAAAGUUUAAGAGUGGAGAUACACGGCCUGGUCUCAGUUCAGUUCAUCAGAAGAGAUCAGAAGCAGAGCCCAGCCAUGUGUCUAUGAAGAGUGACACGUCUAUGGUUCAGCCAGUAAAGUUUAAGAGUGGAGAUACACGUUCUGGUCUCAGGUACAACUGA
Sinocyclocheilus anshuiensis is the source of this 606-nucleotide messenger RNA. RefSeq lists its product as uncharacterized. Gene Ontology annotation, molecular function: protein tyrosine/serine/threonine phosphatase activity; MAP kinase phosphatase activity. Bases 1 to 606 code for a protein of 201 amino acids. The record is from RefSeq and is a predicted model, not a curated record. Gene Ontology annotation, cellular component: cytoplasm. NCBI's taxonomy places the organism in Eukaryota, Metazoa, Chordata, Actinopteri, Cypriniformes, Cyprinidae. The transcript has 4 exons. Gene Ontology annotation, biological process: negative regulation of MAPK cascade; protein dephosphorylation.